AUGAAAAGGGUUAGUCAUUUAAAAGUCGGUGGUAAACCUAUUAAAAGUGCCGAAGCGAUAAUUGCUUAUUUAGUCAAAUAUUUAGCGAAAUCUUUCCAAAUGCGAGAAAAUAAAGCGUUAGCCGAAAAAGUAGGAUUAUUACCGAGCAUGGGAAUUUAUAAAUUCUUUCGGGUUAUCUAUGGUUAUGAUAGCGAUCACACUUAUAUUGUUGAAAAAAGAAAAAAACCACUUACUUCCUCGCAAGUUUUCAUUAAUGACGAUUACGGCUUCCAGGAAGUCGUCGAAAAAGAGUUUAUUCCAUUAAAAAAAACCAAUUCUGAAAACCUUGCGACACCAGCGAGGAAAAUCAUUAUUGAAAUAAAGAAAGAGGGCACCAAAGCUUACCAAAAUUUUCAUGACUUUAUUUUACCAUCUCUUAAUAAACUUAAACUUCCCUCCUUUACUAAAUUUCAAGAUUACCAAGUAAAAGAGGAGGAUUAUCUUAAAUUUGCCCGUGCCGCUAAAUUGCCGUGA
Messenger RNA from Ambispora leptoticha, 513 nucleotides. NCBI's taxonomy places the organism in Eukaryota, Fungi, Glomeromycota, Glomeromycetes, Archaeosporales, Ambisporaceae. The record is from the annotation of a GenBank genome assembly.